GAUGAGGAAGCUAGGGGGAACGCGAUGAUUUCGACGACACACGAGUCAGCUGUUUGUUAUCAACUGUACCUAUAAACCGUUAUCAAACUCAAACAAUACAGAAUUAGAAAAGGCUCUGUUGAAAAUUAUUGAAACCGACACCGAGAAGCGAGAUCCGAACAUUCCUGUUGAGUACAUCCUAUCCGAACAGAAUUGAUUCAAAAAGUUAUUUUCGUAAAUAGACCACAAUACAACAAAUUGUAGUGAUGCUCAGUGAAAAUGAAUUCAUCAGAAAAUGAUGCGUAUUGGAAUGAAUCGGUAUCAUCUAAAUUCGAUUUCGAGCUUGAGGAUAGUAAGGGUGGAGAUUUACUAUUAGAAGAUGUUAUCGAUACAUCUGGUUAUUCAAAAAGCAUUCAAGAAUCAACCUACUAUUCAUCUGGUUCACAAAGCUUAAAAGUUGAAUCCAUUUCCAACUACUUAUCGGAACAUUGUAUAAAUUGUAUUUUAGAAGCCAAUUCUGAAAAAAAUGAACUUUCAUUUCACCAUGUACCGAUAGAUGAAGAAGUUGUCUUAUUAAGGAGAAAACUAAAGGAAAGAUGGACCGUUCCGAAAGUACAAGAUACGGUGAAGAAAAUUCUGCUGGAACAGCCGUAUUCAUUGGAAUUAUAUCGUUCGCUCGUGAGUAAAAAGAAUCUGUUGAAAUGUGCCGUAGAAUCUGCGGAUGGCGAUGCAAUUUUAGCCGUCACUGUGUACUUAUCAAAAACGUUGAAAAGCAGUUUAUUUCAUCAGUUAUUAAUUGAUUACCCAGUUGCUGCAUCACAUUUUAUUCAUUAUUUGUACACACGUAGACAAAUGCAAGAACUUAGUGAUAUUUUGGAAGUGAUGGGAAACUCGAAAGAAGCCAUGAUGAAGUAUCUUGUGGUUGCUAGUCAGAAUCCGCAUCGGUUACAACAACGAUUGCGUUUAUUGCUUAAAAAUCCGUCCUUGGAACCGUGGGACCAAAGAAUAAUUGAAGAUUAUAUUAAUUUAGUGGAAUGGCAAAUAUCGGCUAGUAAAACCACUGGCGACCAAAGUAUUAUAGGAGAAUCUCCCGUACAAUCUUUAAAAUUUAGCUGUGUUCGUAAAUUAUCCAUUCCGCUUUUUGGAGAUGACAGCAGUAAGACAGAAUCUCAACAAAAUUAUUUAUCUAAAAAUUUAGGAGUACCGAAAAAAUUAGCUCUAAUGGCCAUCAUACGUGCGAAUGCCGAACUGAAACAGUGGGAACCUAUUGAGCAGUUACUUGUUUCAAAAAAUUGGGUUGGAGGAAAAAAACUAAGCACGAAUUUACCCAUAGAUAAAUUACUUUAUGAAUUACAAAAAUCCGGAGCUCCUGAUUCGUUGCUGAGUAAUGUUUUGUUAGUAUUGGAUGUCGAUAAAAGAAUCGAAGUUGCUCGUAGACUGAGUAUGCAUACAGUCGUUAUUGAGGCGUAUGGAAAGAAAAAAGAUAAAGGAGGUUUAUUGCAGUAUAUGAGUGCAUUAGAUUCUAAUACAGCAGAAUACAUGUUUGGAGAAAAUAUUUUAGGAACUAUGGGCUCCAGAUGGUAAUUUCAAGUGGUUUUUUUUCGAUAAAUUAUAAAUAACUACCUAGAUAUUUUUCUACAGCCCGUUUUUUAAUUUCAGUUAUUUUUCAUUUUCUGUAUUUUAAAUACAAAUAAAAAUUUUCAAUGAAAUAAGAACA
Messenger RNA from Planococcus citri (citrus mealybug), 1696 nucleotides. It is a transcript of the gene Vps16B, whose product is annotated as Vacuolar protein sorting 16B. Gene Ontology annotation, cellular component: cytoplasm. The coding region runs from base 259 to 1563 and encodes 434 amino acids. The transcript is spliced from 12 exons. NCBI's taxonomy places the organism in Eukaryota, Metazoa, Arthropoda, Insecta, Hemiptera, Pseudococcidae. Gene Ontology annotation, biological process: intracellular protein transport; vacuolar transport. The record is from RefSeq and is a predicted model, not a curated record.